CAGCGACUCAUCCUAUCGAUAAGGUUCAGUUAGCCAAGGUGGAGGAUGGGAAAAGAAUGGAGCUGUCCCAGCUACUCAAUGAGAUCAGGGCAAACUAUGAAAAGCUCCUCACCAGAAAUCAGAUAGAGACCGUGCUCUCAACAAGGAUCCAGCUGGAAGAAGAUCUGAGCAAAAAAAUGGACAAAGAUGAAGAGGCUUUAAGGGCAGCUCAAGCAGAACUCAAGGAAGCCCGGCGCCAGUGGCACCACCUGCAAGUGGAAAUUGAAUCUCUCCACGCUGUGGAACGGGGCCUCGAAAACUCCCUGCAGGCCAGUGAGCAGCAUUACCAGAUGCAGCUGCAAGACCUGGAGGCUGUGAUUGAAGGACUGGAAAAAGAGCUACAGGAAGUAAGGCAAGGCAUCGAGAAGCAGCUCCAAGAGCAUGAGAUGCUUCUCAACACGAAGAUGAGGCUAGAACAAGAAAUAGCCACGUACCGCCGCCUCCUAGAAAAGGAAGAAAUCAGAUAUUAUGGUUGUAUCCAAGGAGGAAAAAAAGAAAAAAAACCUACAACUAGAGUUGGUUUUGUUUUACCUUCAGCCAUUAUAAAUGAAAUCUCUUUUUCAACAAAAGUCCCACAAAAGUGUGAGAAUGAAAAAGUGGAAACAGUGACCAAACAGGCAAUAUUAAAUGGAAAUAUGGUGAAGGAGAGCACUGAAGCUCAUGGCACUAUUCAGACCGAGAAAGUGGAUGAAGUUAUUAAAGAAUGGGAAGGUUCCUUCUUUAAAGAUAACCCUCGGUUAAGGAAAAAAUCUGUUUCUCUUCGCUUUGACCUUCAUUUAGCAGCCACUGAUGAAGGGUGUUUACAGACUAAACAGGAUAAUCUACCAGAUAUAGAAGUCAGGCUUAUCAUGAGGAGAUCAUGCAGUAUUCCCUCUAUCAAACCUCCAUCAGCAGCUCAUUAACCCAAAGACAGUAUUUGACUUGACUUGAAAAUGACAUUAGGAUGGACCAAGGUGGGCGACGCUGACUACCUUCUGUCCCAAAUGUAAGUUGAAGUAUGAAUGUUAUGAUUGAUGUGUGAUACUCUU
Molecule: messenger RNA, 1067 nt
Organism: Myotis lucifugus (little brown bat)
Lineage: Eukaryota; Metazoa; Chordata; Mammalia; Chiroptera; Vespertilionidae
Gene: KRT222
Product: keratin 222
Exons: 6
Coding region: 57-941 (294 amino acids)
Molecular function (GO): structural molecule activity
Source: RefSeq, a predicted model, not a curated record